AUGAGUAUGGACGCUGGCGGUCUUGCUCAAAUGACCUACAACUCCUCCUUCAAUAAUGGCAGUUCCCUCGGGGUCCCCGGCUCCGGCUUCGCGUCCCGGGGGAAGGGCUCUCAUAUCAAGCGCCUGAGCGUGCCUCCACAGGUCGCAACCAUCGACGAGUCUCAGACUCCUUCCAUCGCAACUCCGCGCACCAGUCGAUCUCACCUCUUGGCUGGGCUCCGAACUGCGCCCAAGUCCGCGACCAUCCCUUCUCAGCAGCAGCGAUAUGCUAUGGAGGGAGGUCGGAUGCCUUCUAACCGAGGUGCCGAUCGAGUCCCCCAAACCGCCACGGGAGCUGGAUUCCCGCAGCACGCCUACACUUCCAAUAACGGCAUGAACUCCUACCAUCACCAGCAGCAGAAGAACCGGGAACGAGAACGGGAGAGGGAGCGGGAACGCCUUAUGUACACAAUGCCGGAGCAGGUGCUUGCACCACCAAUGAUUGACAUUGGUGGCGGCGAGAUGAUGGACGAAAACCUCUAUGCAGAGCUCAUGUCCACCAAUUUAUUCCUUGCCGCGCAACAACAGCGUCUCCAGCAGCAGUUGAUCAGUGUCACCGCUGCAGCCCAGCAGUUUCAGGGACUGAACCUCGGGAUGUCUCUUCAACAGCAGCAACAGCAGCAGCAGAUGCAGCAGCAGAUGCAGCAGCAGAUGCAACAGCAGAUGCAAUCCUUUGUGCCCGGUAUUGGACUCUACCAGCAACAGCUUCAGCAGGGUGUGCAGCCUAUCGUGCAGCCGGUCCCCGGUCAGCCUGGUUUGUUUUCUGUUUACAACCCUCUGACUGGCCAGCAAAGCUACGUCAUGGACAACAGCGCCCAGGAGGACCACUCCACAUACCACGGAAAUCAAUCUGACUCGCAGGUUCCUCAAUUUCGUGCUGAGAUCUCCCCGCCUGCCGACCCUACUCCGUCGCAGAUGUACUUCCCUCAGCCCGUGUCUCCUCCCAGUGGCACUCCUUCCCCACCCAUCGAGUCAUCUGCUAGUGCUUUCCGGCGCAAUCACCGGAAGUCUCCAUCUUUCAAUCCUACGUUGAAGACCAAUAUCGACACGAACAAGGCCAAUACUGCACCCGGCCCUCGGUCAGCUGUUUUCCCUCCUACCCCAGCCACUGGAACAUUCGGGCCUGGCCAGGCACGUGCUGGUGAGCACCCAAUCCGCCAACCUCGUGGUCCUCCCUCGCUUGAGGAUCUCGUGGCCAAGCCAACCUCCAAGCAUGAGGGAAGCAAGAACUUUGCUACCCGUCAGCGCCGCCGUGCCGUCCACAACCUGGUUCGCGCUGGGAUUGAGCGCCGCGGUGACAGCCGUAGCUAUGGGUACAACAGCAGCGGAGGCACCAACACUCCAGCGAGCGAAAAGGAGUUCACCUUCUCGGAUGGUGAUGACGCAACUGUGCGUAGUGGUAGCCUUUCCAGCAAGCCCAGCUUGGGUAGCCUGCGUGCGGCUGCCAACGGUGCCAUUGGAUCUGAGCGCAAGGAGAAGACCAGCCGAAGAUCCCCUGAGAGUCCUUUCCACAGCGUUACCCCUACAAGCGAGGACGGAUACUUCUCUGCCAAGUUUGCAGAAAUUCGUGCGGAACAGGAAUAUUCCCCAACGAGCACUUCGGGAACAUCGUCUCCAUCCGUGGCAGCUGUCGUCGCGGGCCAAGGGCAAGCCGCUCAGGCACCGGAGCGCCGCAAGACUCCGAUGCUUGUGUUGUCGAGCGCCGAAAAGCGCAAGACACCUCUCAUGUAA
This is a messenger RNA of Penicillium pulvis, 1770 nucleotides long. RefSeq lists its product as uncharacterized. Bases 1 to 1770 code for a protein of 589 amino acids. NCBI's taxonomy places the organism in Eukaryota, Fungi, Ascomycota, Eurotiomycetes, Eurotiales, Aspergillaceae. The transcript has a single exon. The record is from RefSeq and is a predicted model, not a curated record.